Messenger RNA from Melanotaenia boesemani (Boeseman's rainbowfish), 2458 nucleotides. RefSeq names its product ubiquitin specific peptidase 14 (tRNA-guanine transglycosylase) (gene usp14). Gene Ontology annotation, molecular function: proteasome binding; protein binding; cysteine-type deubiquitinase activity. The record is from RefSeq and is a predicted model, not a curated record. Lineage: Eukaryota; Metazoa; Chordata; Actinopteri; Atheriniformes; Melanotaeniidae. Gene Ontology annotation, biological process: protein deubiquitination; proteasome-mediated ubiquitin-dependent protein catabolic process; regulation of proteasomal protein catabolic process.
ACUAACAGAUGUCGAGCACAUCGAUAAGUUCUCAGCGUGUUGUUGCAGCGUCAUUCUGUUUGAAUGAAGUUCAGAUUGAGAACUAGCCAACUCUUGAUUCGCGCCCCAGUGGACUGAAACAGGAAAACAACGGCUGAGGAAGUCAAAAACUGCAAACCAUGCCUGUGUUUACAGUAAACGUGAAAUGGGGCAAAGAGAAGUUUGAUGCAGUAGAGCUCAACACUGAGGAACCACCCAUGGUGUUCAAGGCUCAGCUUUUUGCCCUAACUGGAGUUCAACCAGACAGACAAAAGGUCAUGGUGAAAGGAGGCACUCUAAAGGAUGAUGAGUGGGGAAAUAUUAAACUGAAAAAUGGAAUGACUCUGCUGAUGAUGGGUUCGGCAGAAGCCCUGCCUGAGGAACCCGCUGUCCGGGCCCAUGUUUGUAGAGACCAUGACUGAGGAGCAGCUGCCUCAGCGAUGGAGCUGCCUUGUGGGCUUACAAACCUGGGCAACACCUGCUACAUGAAUCCACAGUGCAGCUGUCUUCGCUCUGUGCCAGAGCUUAAAACUGCACUCAGGAGGUAUUCCGGUGCUCUUCGAUCUCUCCUAGGGCAAAAUGCACCAUCACAGUACAUCACAGCAGCCCUUCGUGAUUUAUAUGAGACUAUGGACAAGACCUCGUCCAGCCUCCCACCCAUUAUUUUGCUGCAGUUCCUUCACAUGGCCUUUCCACAGUUUGCUGAGAAAGGGGACCAGGGACAGUACCUCCAGCAGGCUGCCUAAUGAGGUUGGCUGCAGAUGAUGAGGGCUGUUCUGUUGAAGUUUGAUUGUGCUUCUGUCAAUCUUUAGACUGAGUCUGAGAGUGAAGCUGCCUCUGCCUCUUCAAAGAAGAACUUCAUCGACCAGUAUUUUGGUGUAGAAUUUGAAACUACCAUGAAAUGCACAGAGUCUGAGGAGGAAGAGCCAAUCAAGGGCAAGGAAAGCCAACUCCAGCUCAGCUGCUUCAUCAAUCAAGAAGUCAAAUAUCUUGCAACGGGACUAAGGCUGAGACUGCAAGAAGAGAUCACGAAAAUGUCUCCAUCCCUGGACAGAAAUGCCCUGUAUGUAAAAUCUUCAAAACUUAGCCGCCUCCCUGCCUACUUGACUGUUCAGAUGGUCAGAUUUUUCUACAAAGAGAAGGAGUCUGUUAAUGCAAAAGUUCUUAAGGAUGUCAAGUUCCCUCUCAUGCUGGAUGUCUAUGAGCUGUGCACUGCGGAGCUUCAGGAUAAAAUGUUGCCAAUCAGGUCAAAAUUUAAGGAGGUUGAGGACAAGAAGCUAGAGAAACAGCAGCAGAAGUUGAUAAAGAAGUCAGAUGCUACAAAAGAAGUGAAAAAUGAGCCUUUCUCAUUCCCAGAAGAUCUUGGUUCCAACAACAGCGGCUACUACGACCUGCAGGCUGUGCUGACACACCAAGGCCGCUCCAGCUCAUCAGGCCAUUAUGUUGGAUGGGUCAAGAGGAAAGAAGAUGAGUGGGUCAAGUUUGAUGAUGACAAGGUGAGUGUGGUGUCUCCGGAGGACAUCCUGCGGCUGUCGGGCGGUGGAGACUGGCAUAUAGCGUAUGUUCUACUGUACGGGCCCCGCCGGCUGGAAAUACUUGAAGAGGAACAAUAGCUAGGGAAGAUUUCUUUAAACAUCCACACAUACAGAUUGCCAUUUCCAAGCACUGUCUGCAUAGAUGUGCAAUAAAACUGGUGUCUUUAAAUAUUUGAUGACCUUAAUUUUUUUUUUUUUUGUAACCAACACAGAUGCUUGUAAAACAAAUUGUGUUAAAUAUUCAAAUAUAGUGAGCUUUGAAAAUGGAGAUAUGUUAAGAGGCAAUCUCUGGACUGGAUCCUUAAGAUUUCUGAGUCUAGCUCUGCAGUUUCAUUAAAUGUUUUAUACACAUUGUAUAUUUUUUAAAGCCUUUGAUAAGGUGAUCAUAUCAUAAGAUCAAAAUGUUUCUCUUUAGUAGUUUAAUUGUACAAAAAUGCCUAGCCAAGCUGUUGUCCUUGACAUUCUGGCUUGUGUUGUCGCAGAUGUAUUAUGGAACACUUGCUUACCUUUUGGCCCUUUGGGUUCAAUCUCAGGUCUUUUAGGUGCUUGGCUCACAUCAUUUCCUGCGAUUGUUCUCAAAGUAUUCACAAAUGAGGUUCUGUCUGCCAAAUCUUCAUUGAAGUUCUUUUCAGGGAAGUGUGUGGCGAAAUGAUUUAGAAAGGGUUACCUUUGUUGUGAAUCGUUCGUGGUUGAAUAAAGGCUUGAGAUUCAACCACAACGGUUUACUCAUUAGGCCUUUAAAAUUUGUUUUGGUGACACUGAUUUCUGACUUGGCUUCACUUGUUUCUCUGUGCAGGUUUUCUCAUUACCCUGCCCCCAAUGUAUUAAACCUAAAACUUCAACACUGUAAUAAGUUAUUGACUGAUCGCUUUUCAUAGGUGGUGAAAUAAACUGCUACACCAAAA